This is a messenger RNA of Hordeum vulgare subsp. vulgare (domesticated barley), 718 nucleotides long. Its product is annotated as peroxidase 72-like. NCBI's taxonomy places the organism in Eukaryota, Viridiplantae, Streptophyta, Magnoliopsida, Poales, Poaceae. The record is from RefSeq and is a predicted model, not a curated record. The transcript has 3 exons. Gene Ontology annotation, molecular function: peroxidase activity; heme binding. Gene Ontology annotation, biological process: response to oxidative stress. The coding region runs from base 20 to 718 and encodes 232 amino acids.
UCAUCACUGGAAAGCAGGGAUGAGGGGUAGUACCAUACUUAUCGUUGUGUUAGUUGCCCUCCUCUUUACCGACUCUUGUCAGCAGCAGCUGGAUCCCCACUUGUACCACCGUUCUUGUCCUCAGGCGCAGCCGAUUGUGUUCUCCAUCGUCGACAAAUCGCACCACCAUGACACCCGCCUGGCUGCAUCCCUUCUCCGGCUCGAGUUCCACGACUGCUUCAUCCAGGGAUGCGACGCGACGGUCCUGGGCGCGUCGUGGGUGGUGAGGGAGAAGCAGCUCGUACCGAGCAAGGAGUCGACGAGAGGGUUAGAGAUGAUUGACGAGAUCAAGGCUGCGUUGGAGGUCCUGUGCCCCCCCUCCGUCUCCUGCUGCGCAGACGUCGUCGCCCUCGCCCUCGUCGCGCGAAGCUCCACCACCAUGAGCAUCGACGUCCGUCUCUCCAUCAGCAUGGCUGCGCCCGUUCCAACGCCCAACCCCGAUGGUUUUGGGAAGGGAGUGCCCCAUUGGGUAAUUUAUGUCGGCGUAGCUACGGGAUUGAUCAUCAUGUACAUCGGUGUGGAUGUUACUUUCCGCUACCUGGAGAAAUCGGCGAGGAAAAGAGGAGACCACGCGGCUGCAAAGGGGUACGAACAGAAGCGGAAGGCAUGGGAAUUCAUGUAUCAUGCCUCCCUUGCAGCAUGUCGCGCCACUCCAUAUGUGGUGAAGUGUUUCGAGUAA